GACAGGGAGUAUGAUAUUCGCGUGGAAUCAUUGGAUGAUGUAUCCAAUCAUCUUUCUGACCCUCAUCACCUACUUGGCAUACCGUUACAUGACCAGAAAUUUCGAUUACUGGAAGAAGCGAGGAGUAGUCUCCGUUCCUCCGACCCCCUUUUUGGGAAAUUUCGGUGGCUUUUUGACAGGCCAAAAAUCCGGUGGCAAAUUACUGCAGGAGAUUUACAAUUAUGCACCGGACGAGCCUUACGUUGGCUUUUUCGGAUUUGACAAACCACUGCUGGUGAUCCGGGAUACAAAUCUCAUCAAGCACAUUCUCAUCAAGGACUUUGAUCAUUUUCAAGAUCGAUAUACAUCGAGUGGUGAUUACGAUUUGCUAGGACGCGCUAGUUUAUUUAUGAUAAAAAAUCCCGCGUGGAAGUAUGUCAGAACCAAAAUGUCUUCGAUUUAUACAUCCGGGAGAUUGAAAAAGAUGGUGCAACUUCUGGUAGAAGUAGCCCAGGAUCUCGUUACUCAUUUGGAAUCCCUGGAUCUCAAAGGACCCGGCCGGACAGUUGAGAUGAAAGAGCUGUGUGCUAGAUUCACAACCGAUAUGAUUGCAACGACAGCUUUUGGGCUGCGAGCCAAUUCACUCAAUGAUCCGAAUGCUGAAUUCAGAGAAAGAGGAAAAGAAUUGUUCAUGGACACGUGGUACCGCAGCAUUGAGCAAAUCGCGAACGUCUUCGCUCCUUUUUUGGUGACACCACUAAGGUUCUACAGUUUUCCAAAGAAAUUCAGUGCAUUCUUGCGUGUUGCUGUGUGGGACGCGAUAAAUCAACGCGAGAAGUCGGGAAACAAAAGGCAUGAUCUCAUUGAUCUCCUGAUUGAGUUGAAGAACCAAGAGGAUAAUAGUGCCUAUAAAGAUAUCUUUGAAUUCAAAGGUGAUAAUAUCGUUGCUCAGGCAGCCGUAUUCUUCCUUGGGGGCUUCGAAACUUCCUCUACUACUUUGAGUUUUUCGCUCUAUGAACUAGCUGUACACCCUGAAAUGCAAAUUCGCCUCAGGAAAGAAAUUACCGAUGCCGUAGAAGUGGAUGGCGGUGAAAUAACUUACGAGACGAUUAUGCAGCUUCCUUACUUAGACAUGGUGGUACUAGAGGCCCUUCGGAAGUACCCAUCAUUACCAUUCUUGGAUCGCGUAGCGACAUCAAACUAUAGUGUUCCGGGAACGGACCUUGUAAUCGAAAAGGGAACACCGGUUUACAUUCCUUUGCUGGGCCUGCAUUAUGAUCCCAAGUAUCAUGAGAACCCAGAUAAAUUCGAUCCCGAGAGAUUUUCAGAAGCUCGCAGAGAUUCCAGCAAAAGGGCGUGGUAUCCGUUCGGAGAUGGUCCACACGUUUGCAUUGGCCUGCGACUGGGAUUACUUCAAGUCAAAGUGGGACUCAUCGAAAUGUUACGGAACUACGAGUUCUCCCCGUGUGACAAGACCGCGAUUCCCAUGGUAUUGGCUAAGAAAGGGCUGAAUGUAGCCGCUGAGGGAGGCGUAUACCUCAACAUAAAGGAGCUCAUCAAAUAAUAACAGUAUGACAGAAAUCAACUCAUGACUCGUUUUCACCGAUAUAAAUGAUGGUUUUUUCACUUAUUGUGCAAGGGAUUCUGGGAAAUCCCUUGUGCGAUUCAGAGAACCCCGAGAACUUCAACUAGUCGUGAGUUGAACGAAGAUCCGGAGCAAUCGCGGCAGAAUAAUUACUGAGUUUUUUGACUUUAUAGAUUAUGUUUAAUUAGGGAUUGAGUAGGGAUUCAUCAUGUGUGCCGCCUUUGACAUUAUUAGUAGUAGACUCUCGCUAGUUGCUCAUCGAAAGGGCUGUAGGGGUACCAUUUCUAAGAAAUGAGCAACUUUCUACCGGCCCCCACUCCUCAACCAAUGCCGACCCAAGUGCUCAGAAGAAUGAGAGGAAAUAGCUAGAUAAUCCAUGAGGUCUCAUUAUCAUUGCAACAACUGAACACAAAUAGACUACAUUGUAAACAUUCUCGAUGUUAUAAAAUAAAUUGUAACAUCAACAGAUAA
This is a messenger RNA of Diachasma alloeum, 2035 nucleotides long. Its product is annotated as cytochrome P450 6k1-like. The transcript has 5 exons. NCBI's taxonomy places the organism in Eukaryota, Metazoa, Arthropoda, Insecta, Hymenoptera, Braconidae. The record is from RefSeq and is a predicted model, not a curated record. The coding region runs from base 11 to 1543 and encodes 510 amino acids. Gene Ontology annotation, molecular function: monooxygenase activity; iron ion binding; heme binding.